GUACGAGCGCAUUAUGAUGUACUUUACCGGAGUUCGUCCGGUAACGUCAUGAGUGGGAACGUCUCGGAAACCAUCUGGUCUAGAUAAGAUGAACACACCAAGAGGAUUUUUUAUGUUUUUGAAGACAAAGUAAACUUCGAGGAGCGUUUGUUUGGAUGAAAUUAACAGAAAAAACGUUAGGAUAUAAUAUAAACAUAACACACAACGGACAGGGGGAGCAGUGAAGCUAUAAUCUGAUUAUGGGCCCUGAGGAUUUUCCUGACCUUAUGGACACGAUGUCGAGCACUCCUCCUCCCUCUCCUCGUCCUGUCUGUUCCUCAUUCUCACCUCCUUACUGCUCUCCACCGUUCGUGACCUUACGCUCCCCUGCCACUCGUCACCUGACUCAGCUCGACCCCUGGAGGAGACACAGCUGGGAACCUGGAGCUGUUGCACAUGGAUAUCCACCCAAUGACACACGCAGUGUCAGUCUUGAAGAUCUGGAUCCGGAUGAGAUGUCCUUAGUGCUAAACGGUGCAUUGAGGUCAAAAAGAGCUCGAGAAGCCCGCAGGUCUGUCACUCAAGCUUCCCUGACGUCACUUACCGAGGAGGAAGUUGGAGCAGAGCAUCAGGAACAUCAUCAAUCAGCGCUGGAGGUGCAAUCCAAUCAGAUGCAUGGCUGCAGUGUCUCCGCCCCCAGCCUGUGUAUGAUGCAGCAGAUGCCCAGAAGCUCCGCCCCUCGCCCACGUUCCUACUGCCAUGAACCUUUUUCUUGUCUUGUUCGGUGUGAUCUAGAGAGUGUUUCGUACCACCAGAUUGGAGGAUCAUCUCACAGUAUAGACAGCGAGUUUGCUUCUCCGGAUUGGGACAUAAAUAGAGGGCAAAUAAAGGCUGAGGGGCACAAAAACAAAGAGGACGCCUCAGGAAAUCGUCUGGAGCGAACACUGAGCUUCCUGCGCAAGAUGACUGCUAAAAGCAAGGCUCCCCUCAUAACCCAGCCAAAGACUAAGUACACUGUUGGCAUGGCGACAGAUGUGGCCAAGGCGGGAAAAGAAUGUCCCCUCCUCUCCCUUCGGCUCUCUUCCCAAAAGAAAACGUCCACCAUUUUCUGCCUUUCCCGGUACACAGAGGUGAUCUACAGAGGUGCGUGCAGAGCCACUCCAAUGCUGCAGGAUUUAGAAACAUUGGAUACUUACAGAUGUUAUAUGUUGUAA
Messenger RNA from Carassius auratus (goldfish), 1193 nucleotides. RefSeq lists its product as uncharacterized. The coding region runs from base 240 to 1193 and encodes 317 amino acids. Lineage: Eukaryota; Metazoa; Chordata; Actinopteri; Cypriniformes; Cyprinidae. The record is from RefSeq and is a predicted model, not a curated record. The transcript is spliced from 8 exons.